AUGCUCAAUAUUUCUCGUGCUCGAUCACACCUUACUAUCCUAGGGAUCGGUGCAGCCAAGGCUGGCCAUACGAGAGGGUGUGCAACUCUCACUCUGCGCUCAUGCCACUCGAAUCAAUCACUCACGAUCAAGGCACAUAUUCUCAGUGGUUUAACUGCUCAAUUACCAUCUGACCAAGUCCCAAAUACCGACUUGGCACAGUACUCGCAUCUCACGCUCGCAGAUCCAGAGUUUGGAACCCCAGGUCCAACGGAUGUCAUCCUUGGAGCUGAUUACUACGGCCAGGUCAUCACUGGCGAGAUCAUCAAGUGCAAAUCUCCUGGAUUACUCGCUCAAAACACCAUCUUUGGCUGGAUUAUCAUUGGUCCAGUCCAAGCUCGGCUCAACAAACCACUGAGAAUUCAUCAUGCUGUCUCCAAUCAUCAUGAUCAAGAUCUUCAAGACUUACUGACUCGAUUCUGGCUCCAAGAAGAGGUCAGUCCAACUCAACUACGCUCAUUAACUCCCGAAGAAGAGGCUUGUGAAGCUCACUUCCGGGACGCUCACACUCGAGACAGUUCGGGCAGAUACAUCGUCAGACUGCCAUUGAUAUCAGACCCGCACCAGCUGGGGAACAUACACAGCAGCUCGUCGCUGCUUACAACACCUCAUGCGACGUCUUGA
Messenger RNA from Microplitis mediator, 663 nucleotides. RefSeq lists its product as uncharacterized. The transcript has a single exon. The coding region runs from base 1 to 663 and encodes 220 amino acids. The record is from RefSeq and is a predicted model, not a curated record. Lineage: Eukaryota; Metazoa; Arthropoda; Insecta; Hymenoptera; Braconidae.